UGGCUUAUCAGCCAAGGGAGAUACAUUCCUUUGGGCUGCUCCCUUUUUAGUCACUUCUGGCUGGGUUCCACCUACAGUUCAGCCAGGCAGCCUCUGAAAGGAAAGUCACUUGCUCAGCUUCAGUUUCCUUCGCUGCUCACACAGGAAUCCAGCCUCCAAGCUCCUCUUCUUAACUGCUGGAAAUCUGGCUCUGCCUCCCAGGCUCUGCUCACAUCUCUCCCAGACUGACAGCCAUGGAUCCUGACCUGCAAACUGCACAAUCCCCUGCUGCCAAUUAGCAGGCACAAGCCAUUAAACAGAAGCUCACAGGGUCCUGACCAAGCACAGGGGGGAAUUGGCAGAAAGGUGCUCCGGCAUACAAGCUAUUGGCAGAAUUUGCCCAGGAGGGGACAAUGUUUAAUUGGCACAAGUCCUUCUCUAUUAUGCCAUCCUGGAGGAGAGGGAAAAAGACAGCUGAGACUGGGGGAGAGGUGGUCCUGACACAAAUAAAGAAAAUAUCUCAAGAAAACGAUCCUGACCUGAUAGAAUCAUGUUGCGCGAAUGGAAACACCUUUCCCAAAGCUCACAAAUCCUCUGAUUUGCCCAAUAAAGGAAACCAAUCUGAAUUGGCUUAUGACAAUAAGCUCUCUCGGCUGGCCGUAUCUGAUUCAAUUUCCCGUCUCAAACAGUUAUAUAAAUUUGAAUCCGACGAUUCUGGUGUUGAGAUGCCAAGUGGUGCCAAUUCACCAUCUACUCCUAAAGGGUCUGAAAAGAGCUUUGUGAUGCACAGUCGGGACUCUUCGUGUGAUUCUGGAGUGCUCAGUGCAUCUUCAUCUCCCACUGUUGGGCAUCUGGAAAUAAAGCCACAUGCCCUUGAGGAAGAGUCCCACACAUUUCUCAAUGGUAUUGAACACUCUGAAGAUUACAUAAGUAAUGUUAAACAAAAUGGAGAGGAUCCUGGAACUACCAUGGAAGAUUUCAUAGAGUGCCAAGAAGAGGAAGAAGAUUUGGAAUUACCCUCCAGCAGUAACCAAAACAAAUCUACAGAAGACGUCUCCAGUACUAAACUUUCAUCUGCAAUGGGAGAAGACAGCAAAUCUAUGAAUGAUUUUUACAAAGACACCUUUGAUGGGAUUGAUAAUAUAAAUAUGGACAAUCAACUGAAAAGAUACCACACAAGUGACAGUCUGGAUGAAUACAUGGAUGAGUGUUGCAGACUGAGCGAGGUUAAUCAGGGAGCAUCAAAAGCCCUUGGCUCGGGCCUUGGAUACUUGGAACACAUCUGUCAGCUCAUAGAAAAAAUUGGGCAGCUCCAGGAACACAAUCUCAAGCUCCAAAGGCAAGUCUUUGUCUUGCAAAAAGAGGACAGAAUGAAACAGAUGAAAGAGGAGUACGUUGUACAGCACUGUUGCUGUGGAGCAGCCAAUGUUUUCCUCAGUUCACACCAAGAGAUGAAGAAGCAAGUUCCCUUGAGGAGGAACCGUCCACACAGUAUGUUUGUACAAAGUGGAAACAACUCUGACCUCUUCAUGAUCCCAGAAACCGGUGUAAACUCAGAGAAGUUUGGCUACAAAGCAGCUAAUGCGCAGAUGAACGAAAGAAGUCCUUCAUUGCUCAGGUUCAGGAAAACAGUCAACAAAGUGAAAUUUGAUGAAAGAGACUUUCAGAAAUUGUGGGACAAGACAUACUGUGAUGCUUUGCCAGAGCAAGAAACUAGAAAGUUUGAGCACCCAUUCGGAAUUGUCAGAGAACUUUUGAAGAAGACAAAGAAUAGAAAUAAGUUGGGAAUGUCAGCAUCUCUGAAGAGUUCGUGCCCUCAGCUCUACAGGCCUGAUCUUGUACACAGCGACUUGAAAAGAAAAGAAAGGAACUCAAUGAUUGUCCUCGGACAGAGUACAAAGAGGGAAUCUAUGUGGUCUAGUAAUUUUCUCUUAAGCAGAAAAGAUGAUGAUAUCUGAAGGUGUUGAAGAGGAAGAUGAAGAAGAAAAGCAAGAGGAUGUGCUGAAAAGACAGAAACAGGAUGUUAAGGAAAGAGGGGAACAUGUGAUCAUGUAUGAAGCUGCUCUAUUAGAGGGAAAUGUAAAUAUUGUACAGUAUUACAUGGGCAGUGCAAGUGUACAAAGAUGUGCUGAUAUGGAA
This is a messenger RNA of Xenopus laevis (African clawed frog), 2118 nucleotides long. RefSeq lists its product as uncharacterized. NCBI's taxonomy places the organism in Eukaryota, Metazoa, Chordata, Amphibia, Anura, Pipidae. The transcript has 8 exons. The record is from RefSeq and is a predicted model, not a curated record. Bases 393 to 1937 code for a protein of 514 amino acids.